AUGGACCCGGAUAUGCGCCAGACAGGACUUGCAAAAGCAACAGAAUCUCAGGGCUGGCGUUGUUCGACUGACCUCGAGUCUCUCUUCCACCCUUGCUUGCGUCCGACGCGACACCUGAUCACUCGGGUGACAGUCGGCCUGUUGGUUGCUGCUUCAUCUCUUCUCUCUUGUCCCUCCUCUUCUCUUUCACUCUUGCUUGAUCCCUCUCCUACACUCUCCUCGAACUGGAGCUUCUAA
Molecule: messenger RNA, 237 nt
Organism: Protopolystoma xenopodis
Lineage: Eukaryota; Metazoa; Platyhelminthes; Monogenea; Polystomatidea; Polystomatidae
Source: the annotation of a GenBank genome assembly